AUGGCGGUGAAAGCUUAUGCUACAGAAGCAGGAAACGAUGACAAAGUCCAAUCCGACGUCCUCUCCAAAGCCAGAGAAUCAUGCUACAAGGCACGUGAUGCUUUCUACUCGUGCCUCGAAAAGCAAUGUGAUAAGAAACCAACCGAGAUUGCAUCCGUAGGUUUGCUUUAUCCCAUUGAAUGCAAAAGUUCCAGAGAUCAAUUCGUAAAUCAAUGUCGAUCUUCUUGGGUGAAACAUUUCGAUAGACAAUAUUGCAGGAACAAAAGGGAUCAGAGGCUUUUGGAUGAUAAAGGCUCUAGGAGAGGUCCGUUGUUGCUUCCACAGCCUUACACUUUGAAAUCCGCUCCUUGA
This is a messenger RNA of Lathyrus sativus (Indian pea), 351 nucleotides long. The record is from the annotation of a GenBank genome assembly. NCBI's taxonomy places the organism in Eukaryota, Viridiplantae, Streptophyta, Magnoliopsida, Fabales, Fabaceae.